AGUCAAAGUGGAGGUGGAGGAGGAGAGAGCAGUCAAAGUGGAGGUGGAGGAGGAGAGAGCAGUCAAAGUGGAGGUGGAGGAGGAGAGAGCAGUCAAAGUGGAGGUGGAGGAGGAGAGAGCAGUCAAAGAGGAGGUGGAGGAGGAGAGAGCAGUCAAAGAGGAGGUGGAGGAGGAGAGAGCAGUCAAAGAGGAGGUGGAGGAGGAGAGAGCAGUCAAAGUGGAGAUGGAGGAGGAGAGAGCAGUCAAAGAGGAGGUGGAGGAGGAGAGAGCAGUCAAUGAAGAAGAGGAGAACAGGGAAGUGUCUGCUCCAGACCUAGAGGAGGAAGAGGAGGAAGUAGAUAGUAUCACUGACCCAGGGGAGAUCUCCAACCCAGGUUCAGACAGUGAGCCCAGUUCCACAGCAUCAGGAAACCAUAAACAACACAGACAGAGGAACUCAAGACAGAAACAUCACCACUGCAUGGACUGCUUCACUAGUUUCUAUGAUCCAGAGGAGUUGAGAAGGCACACUUGUAGGCCAAGACCCUGCACAGACUGCAGAGACUGUUUUACUUGUCCAACUCACCCCAAAUCUCCCCAUCAGAUUCACAAAAGAAAGAAGCCUCACCCGUAUGGUCAAUGUGCGGAGAGAUUUCAGACCCCGAGCACUUUGAAGAGGCACCAGCUUAUUCACACAGGAAAGAAGUCGUACCACUGCUUUCAGUGUAGGAAGAGGUUCCAUCGUGUAGACACCGUAAAGGCUCACCAGAGAAUACACACAGGGGAGAAGCCUUUCCACUGCUCCUUGUGUGGGAAGACUUUUGGUUGGUCAAUACAUUUGAAGAGACACCAGAAAAUACAUACAGAGGAGAAGCCUUUCCACUGCUCCCAAUGUGGGAAGAGCUUUAAUCAGUUAUCAAAUUUAACGAAACACCAACAAACUCACACAAGAGAGAAACCUUUUCACUGCUCCCAGUGUGGGAAGAGUUUCAGUCUGUCAUCAUAUCUGAAGAAGCACCAAAUAACUCACACAGAAGAGAAACCGUUCAGCUGUGAUCAUUGUGGGAAGAGUUUUAAAUUCGAAGGAAGCCUUAAGAGUCAUCAGAGAAUACACUCAGGAGAGAAGCCCCACCACUGCUCCCAAUGUGGUAAGAGCUUCGGUCAGGCAGGAGACUUAAAGAGACAUCAGAGAAUACAUAGUGGAGAGAAGCCAUACCACUGCUCUCAAUGUGGAAAAAGCUUCAGUCGGUUAAAUGUCCUAAAGCAACAUCAGAGAGGACACACAGGGGAGAAUCCUUUCCACUGCUCCCAAUGUGGGAAGACCUUCAGCGAGAAAGGAAAUCUAAAGCAACACCAGAGAAUACACACGGGAGAGAAGCCAUACAGCUGUGAUCAGUGCGGGACUUGUUUUAAAUGGAAAGAAAUGCUGAAAGAACAUCAAGAAGCAAUUCACAGUGCAGUGCCCAACACUGACCUUAUAAUGGAGCUGCCAAGCUGGGCGGCUACAUAUCCUGCCAUGGCUGAACCAAAGUCCACAGAGUCCCCAGGUUCUGGCUGUGGUGUUCCAUCACAGAGAAGCUCACAGCAGGGUCCAGAGAUGGUGUCAGUGAAGCUGGAGGACUGCAGUCAAACACUGGAACUCAAUGUGAUUGUGAUAGGGGAAGAGAGACUUAAAGUAGAAGAUCAGAAGGUAGAAGUUAAAGAAGAAGAAGAAGAAAAGGUGGUGGAGGAAAAGAGAGCAGUCAAAGAGGAGGAGAUGGAGAUUGAAAAGGAACACAAGGAUACAGAAGUCAAAGAAGAGCUGGAGGAGAACGCAGUCAUCAAGGAGAUGGAGGAGAGAGGUGUGAAAGAGGAUGAGGAGACAGAAGUCAAAAAGGAGAGAGGACUAGAAGAACAACAGGAGAGAGAAGUCAAAGAAGAAGAAGAAGAGGAGAACAGGGACAUGUCUGAUCCAGACCUAGAGGAAGAGGAGGCAGCAUUAGAUAGUAUCACUGACCCAGGAGAGCGCUCCAACCCAGGUUCAGACGGUGAGCCCAGUUCCACAGCAUCAGGAAAGCAUCAACAACACCGACGGAGGAACUCAAGACAGAAACAUCACCACUGCAUGGACUGCUUCACUAGUUUCUAUGAGCCAGAGGAGUUGAGAAGGCACACUUGUAGGCCCCAACCCUGCUCAGAUUGCAGAGGCAGUUCCGUGUGUCCAACUCCCGUCAUACCAUGCAAAAAGACUAUCAAAAGAAAGAAGACUUACCCCUGUGGUCAAUGUGGGAAGAGUUUUCAGGCACCAAGCAAACUAAAGAAACACCAGAUAACUCACACAGGAGAGAAGCCUUUCCACUGCUCUGUUUGUGGAAAGAGUUUUCCUCUUUCACAGACCUUAAAUAGACACCAGCUGAUCCACACAGGAGAGAAGGCUAUCCACUGCUCCCAAUGUGGGAAGGGCUUUAAGCGACCCGAUUCCCUGAAAAAUCAUCUUAGAAUACACACGGGAGAAAAGCCUUUCCACUGCUCUCAAUGUGGGAAAAGUUUCAGUCAUUCAAACUACUUAAAGACACACCAGCGAACUCACACCGGAGAGAAGCCUUACCACUGCUCCCAGUGUGGGAAGCGUUUCAAUCAGUCUUCAGAUCUAAAGAUACACCAGCGAACUCACACAGGAGAGAAGCCUCACAAAUGUUUUCAGUGUGGAAAGAGUUUUAGUCAUUCAAGCUACUUAAAGACACACCAGCGAACUCACACAGGAGAGAAGCCUUACCACUGCCUUCAGUGUGGGAAGAGUUUCAAUCAGUCUUCAGAUCUAAAGACACACCAGCGAACUCAUACAGGAGAGAAGCCUUAUCACUGCUCUCAGUGUGAAAAGAGUUUCAGUCAGUUUUCAAGUCUGAAGACACACCAGCUAACUCACACAGAAAAUAGGUCAUACCACUGCUCCCAUUGUGGAAAGGUCUUCAGUCUGUUGCACCACCUAAAUAGACACCAGCAAACUCACAAAGGAGAAAAGACUCACCAAUGCUCUCAAUGUAGGAAAAGUUUCAGUCAGUCAUCAAAUCUGAAGACACACCAGUUAAAGUAUCACAGCCCUGACACCGGACAGAGUUCUCUUGCUUUAGAAGAAAGUCAACUUCAAACCACAGAAGUAAAACACAUGUAAACACAUCUUAUGAUGUUAAAGGAGGUGAGCAGUUUUAAUAAAGUUGAAAUAACACUUAAAAAUAUAUAUAUUUGCCUGGAUUUUCAGCCUAUUCAGGUGGGAUAGAGUUUUUGCCCCAGAGCAUGACAUCACAAUCUGAUCUGACCAAUCAUCUUUUAUUUGCAUAUGUAUCCUCUUAUAUUGAAGAGGUUUGUGGGGUAGGCUCUAGUGCAGGGUUCCCCAACUGGAUGCCUGCGGGUGGUUUUGAUUGGCCCCCCAAGUUUUCUGGUCAAAAAAAUAUAAUAAUGUAUAAUUGUUUAUUGUAGGAGAUUAAAGACUGUAAAAACACCAGCCAAUCAGCUCCAAGUGAUUUGAAUUUUGAAAAUCUGUCCCCACGCAUAAGAUACAUAUAUAUAUGUGAUCCUAUACAAAUGUAAGCAAGGUUUGAAAUGAUGUUUUAAUAAAAUGUUAUCGGUU
Oncorhynchus nerka (sockeye salmon) is the source of this 3586-nucleotide messenger RNA. RefSeq names its product zinc finger protein 271-like. Gene Ontology annotation, molecular function: RNA polymerase II cis-regulatory region sequence-specific DNA binding; DNA-binding transcription factor activity. The transcript is spliced from 4 exons. The record is from RefSeq and is a predicted model, not a curated record. Gene Ontology annotation, biological process: regulation of transcription by RNA polymerase II. Bases 224 to 3130 code for a protein of 968 amino acids. NCBI's taxonomy places the organism in Eukaryota, Metazoa, Chordata, Actinopteri, Salmoniformes, Salmonidae.